Messenger RNA from Prorocentrum cordatum, 5449 nucleotides. The record is from the annotation of a GenBank genome assembly. Lineage: Eukaryota; Dinophyceae; Prorocentrales; Prorocentraceae.
GUCGUUCGAGCCAGGAGCGCGCGCUCGCCCCUCUGCCCCACCAGCGUGGGUGCUCGCGGCGCGGGCGCUGAUCGUCGGCACCACAGCGAGGCGGUGGUGGCUCGCCAGUGCUGCCUUGCUCUCGUACAUCGGGGCCUGGGGAGUCCUCGACUCUAUCCUCUCGAAGCCGCUCGUGGAGCCCGAGGACGACGCGCCCCUGAGGUUCACGAGAGAGUCCGAGCGGCUCAGCUUCUACGACUAUCUGCGGGUGCACAUGUCCAGCGUGACACGAUGGAGCCGCUUCUAUCGGACGACUGGCCCCCAGCGGGGGCAGGCGGCCCCCCUGGUGAUGCGAAUGUACCCCAAGAUGAAGAACGACACAAGGUGGAUCUACGUGAAGCCGGACCGCGCGCUCGGCGUGGGCGACAUCAAGGAUCGGGCGAAGAUGUCGAGUCGUCGACAGACAGGCUGGGACUACGAGGCGUUCCCGACCCUCACACCCAACGAGAAGACGGACAUCCUGGAGAAGGCCAAGGAGAAGCAGCUCGAUGCCGAGCUGUAUCUGUCCAACAUCCGCGGCUACGUUGCCUCAUUGUCCUGGUUUCGCUCUGGUCUGGUUGGCGUAUGGAGCACAUGGAACUGGGGGUCGACGGUGGGCGCUGCCUUCUUUUUCUGGAGGGUGGCGGUCUACUGCAACCUAUGGCAGCGGAUGCGCUGGUCAGUGGAGAAGCUCGAGCAUGGCCACAACAUGAUACUCGAGAUCGACGACAUCCGAGGAUAUCUGCACGACCUGUACCAAGACGGCAAGCUCGAGAUUCCCAUCAUGAUCUUCACCGCUGUGGUGGCUCUCGGGCCAAGUCUCCUGCGUUGCUGCAGGCAGCGCCCCUCUCCUUUGCUCGCGGGGGCCUCGCCUCCAGUGAGCGACGUGGACAGCGACAGGGAAGCGGGCCACUCGGUGGCGGGGUCGUCGGACGAGUCCGAGCCAGCCAAGGACAUGCAGGAGAUGAAGGUCAUGAUGAGCAACUUGCUCGACGAGAUCACCAAAUCGAGGUCGGAGUCACCACGUGCCCCCACGAGUCGGAGUGCCUCGUCGGCCGCGCCCCCUGGAGGGAGCAGUCACGCCAGCUGGGAGAGAGUCCCCAGUGUCAACACGGACCCCAGCAUGGACAUGCAUGUGGACAGGAUGAUCGACCGGCUGAAGCGCUUCGAGGACACGAUCAAUGCGGACAAGGCCUCUCAUGGAUGCAAGCCCUUGCAGGACGCUUCGUCCACGUCGGCCACGGCGGGAUCAACGACGUGCCCUACCAUCGACCUGGGGACGAAGGAGACGCUGGAGGGCGCGGGGGUGAGCCUCGAGCCCUUGAGGGAGGCACUCCGGGACCCCAGGGAGCGGUUGCUGGCCAACCUCUCGAAGAUCGAUGCGCCGCCCACCUUCACCCUCCCAGCGGGCCUCACCUCCCGCGUGGCGCCCGAGCUGCUGGUCCAGACCUACGGGAAGUACGGCAGCAUGGUGAAGUUCGCGACGGACUGGGUUCGCCUCAAGGAGUUGAAUCGCAACCACAUCGGCCACGAGAUGAUGCUGCACUGCAUGACGCUGGACCGGAUGCUGGAGGCCUCGCCCGAGUUCAUCCAGACGGCGGGCUGCGAGAUCUUAUGCGCACGAGCUUAUGCUUUGAAGCGGGCGUUCAAGGACGUGGCAUGCAUCAACGACUGGAAGCAGCCCCGGGGCAGCGGGGCCAACAAGUGGAAGUCCAAGGUGCGCUGGGACCUCGCGAACGAGCUGGACUGGAGGCGACGCCAUGCCCGCUUUUCUCCAUCCACACACUUCUCCAUCGUCUACCUCGACGGCGGCCACAGGUUACUGGAGGCGUGGCUAGCUUGGGGCAGCCAGGUGGCCGCGAUCAAGGAAGACGAGGACGCCGCCCUUCGGCACGUCAUGGCCGGUCGGGCCUCGCCAUACUCAGGCGACGGGGCUACGGUUGCCCUGGGAAAGGAUUCACAGGGAAGGGAGAUGCUACCAAAGGGCGCGAUGUGCUCCGUCGACGCGGAGGAACUGGCUCUUCCGCCGCCAGGGACCACCCCUGCCAAGCUCGUGGACAUCUGCCCGCUGGCCGCCGAGUACUUCUCCGACGUUGCGGGGAGGAUGCUACGCGAGCCCAGCAAGGCCAUGGACGAGGAGCUGAAGGCCCAGAAGGUCUACCGAGAUCCGUCUCUUCGAUCGAGGGCGCCGCGUCUCCGCCUAGCCGAGAGGCUUUGGGAUGCGGGGAUGCUCGGGACCACCGACGAGCUGGUCGAGGGGGUCUCGCUUUUCGGAGUCAUCAAGAAGUACCGGCAGGAGGAGGGGGACCCCCUCAGCCCCGCCAGGCGCCAGGUGCGCGCCAUCUGGGACCAGAGGCGGGCCAACCUUCGCUGGCAGAGGCCCCCGUACGUGCCCCUCGGCAGCCCCGCGACCUUUGCCCACGUGGACCUCUCCAACCUGGGCGAGAGGGACGUGGUCUACACUGGCGUGGGCGACAUCCCGGACAUGUUCUAUCGUUUGGAGACGCCGCCCGAUGUCUGGCCCUACUUUGUCUUGGAGGAGGUGCCAGUCCACGAGUUCGUCGAACACACGAGGACCAAGGGGCGGGACUGCGUCAUCCCCGAUGGCGGGCCCUUCCUGGCGCUGAAGGCCCUAGUCCUGGGCUGGUCGUGGGCCCCGUUCUUGGCCCACUCUACGCUGCAGGCCUGCAUGGCGCGCGGGCUCGGGGAGGACUCCGUCGGCGCGCGUCUGGUCUAUGGGGCUCCGACGCCUCAACUGACCGGGCCCGGGGGGUUCGAGUCGGCGAACUGGGCGUUCAUGGACGACUACGGGGUCAUGGCCACGUCCGCCAGCGCGCAGCAGCCGGUGAGCGAGGUCGUGAGCGGACUGACGGCCCGAGUCAAGCACUACUUGAGGCAGGUCGGGCUCCCCGUCCACAAGACCGACCGCACCUGCGGCCUGGCUCUGGUGACGCUGCGGCUGGUAGAGCGGACGUACUGGACCGCGGAGCUCCUCGAGCGCGUCGUGGGGUUGUGGGCGUGGGCGGCCAUCUUCCAGCGCACGGGCCUCGCCAUCUUCGACCAGGUGCACCACGAGAUGAGACGUCCCGAGACCGCCAAGACGCCGCUCCGACUGACGCACGCGGCGAGGUGGGAGCUGACUACGAUGGCAUACUGCGCACCCCUCUUACGUACAGAUCUCGAAGCUCCGUGGCUCUCGCAGGUGUUCAUGACGGACUCCAGCGACACGGGCUAUGGAGUGGCGGUCGCCGACGCCUCGCUGGAGGAGAUCAGGAAGGACGCUCGUUACAGCGAGAUGAGGGGAUGGACGAUCGCCACCGAGGAUAUUUACACAGCCCAGGAGGAGGACGCCUGGGUACCCCACGCUGGGGGGUGUGCCUACGACGUCGACGAGCUUAUCGAGGCAUCGACUGCACCGCCGCCGCGGGUAAGUCGGAGGGUCUACCGGGUGCUGCACCUCUUCGCGGGCAGGCGCCAGGAGGGGGAUCUAGAGGAGGCCAUCCACUCGCGGGCGGAGCGCGACGGCUACGAGGUCGAGGUCUGGUCCAUCGACGCGGUGAUCAACCCGAAGCACGACCUCACCAACGACGAGUUCGUCAGCCUGAUCCUUAGCCUGGCGCGCGACGGGUACUUCCACGCAGUGAUCGCCUCGCCCCCAUGUUCAACUUGGAGUCGGGCUCGCUUCCUGGGGAAGGGGCCCAGGCCCUCACGGACACGCAUCGAGCCUUGGGGGCGGAGCGACAUGUCAUUCACAGCCUUCGAGCGCCUCCGCCUGGACCUAGGGUCGCGCCUUUUGCUGUCGGCCAUGCAGGCGGUCCGCGAGGUAUGUCGAGCUGGAGGCCUAGGCUUGAUGGAGCACUCUGCGGACCCAGAGGAGGACCCAUACCCGUCAAUCUGGAACCUACCCGAGAUGGCAUGCCUCCUCGAGGAGACGAGCGGGAGGAUCAAUCGGAUCGACCAGUGCCGCUACGGAGCCCCGUCGAUGAAGCCGACCAUGAUUGGCAUCUUCGGGUUCUACGACGACGCACUGGACCUCGCCGCGGACCGUCUCCGCUUGAGGUGCAACCACCGAGGGAGGCAUCAGGCAGUACUCAAGGGACGGGUGGAGCGAGGCCGUCCCGAUUUCUGCACCGCUUCCGCCCAGGCGCACCAGCCGCCGCUAUGCGCCGCGCUAGCGGAGGUGAUCAUCGAGGCGUUCGCCCGCAUGACGAAGGUCACGAUCUACGCGACCUGGGCCGCGCAUGUACGGGAUACGCUGGUGGGGCCACGGGCGUGGGAGAACUACGAGAAGGAGCCGCACCUGGGCAUCAGCGAGGGCGGCUUCACAAGGCUGCUUACCCACUCCGUGGCGGACGCCACUGCGGCGCAGUGGGCCCCGAAGGUUCGAGACUUUCUUAGCCACUGUGUCGACAAGGGUUGGGAGCUGCGGCCCGCGAACGCCGUGGGCCACGCCCUGGCCGACUACAUGGACAUGAAGUGCUACAAGGCCCGGCUCCGUCCUACGUGGGGGUCGAUCGUCUUGUUCGGGCUGCUGGUGAUUUGGCCUGAGCUGAGGAACCAGCUUCCCCUGGCCUUGCGAAGCCUGAAGAGCUGGCAGAGGCUGGUUAUCUCUGUGGAAGGGGGUCCUCUGCCUGAGGAAGCUGUCUUCGCCAUCGCCAUCUACUUAUUCGAGGCGGGGCUCCUGGAUGAAGCCAUCUGGACCCUCGUGCAGCACGACGUCUACGGGCGGGAGCAGGACAUGGAGAUGCCACGCGAGGCCGACAUCAUUUGGGAUGGAGGGCAAGACGGGCAGGGCAGCAAUCAAGGGGCCGUCAUCCGCCGCGGCACGGUCGCGAGCCUCAUCCUGGCCCUGAAGGACGUCAAGAAGAAUGCCACGGGGCCCAUCUUCGGCCCCAAGCAGGCAGGCUUCGGCAAAGAGUGGCACCGCGCCUGUCGCUCGCUUGGGAUGCCCUGGGCGCCGCCUCCGCACGGGCUCCGCCACUCGGGGCCCAGCGAGGACGUGGCCCGAGGACGGGCCAGCCUAGUGCAGGUGCGGAGGCGGGGCAGGUGGAAGGCGUUGUCCAGCGUCCAACGGUACUCCAAGACGUUCGCCCUCACGCAGUUCCGUGCAAAAAUGCAGAAGAAGGUGCUGGACGUGGGCUCCCGUGCGACCUCAGACCUAGCUGCCGAGAUACUCCGUGCGAUAGAGUCCCGCACCAACUACAGCAAGCAGCAGCAGCAGCAGCUGGUCGACGGCAUCAGGACGAAUCUGAAGACGAAGAAGGUGAAAGAUGUCGCCGCAGAGCUCUUGAUGCUGGGACCCACCACAAAGCAGAAGCAGAAGACCACCACCAACAAGAAGUCCACCAAGGGUGACACAAGCUGCCCAGAGUCCGACGACCUCUACUCCGACGAGACGUGGGGAGAGGGAACUGGAUGGUGGACAGAGUGA